This is a messenger RNA of Eucalyptus grandis, 1697 nucleotides long. Its product is annotated as transmembrane protein 128. The transcript has 4 exons. NCBI's taxonomy places the organism in Eukaryota, Viridiplantae, Streptophyta, Magnoliopsida, Myrtales, Myrtaceae. The record is from RefSeq and is a predicted model, not a curated record. The coding region runs from base 590 to 1156 and encodes 188 amino acids.
GGAAGUUUCUGCUCGUGAUUUUCAAACUCGGAAGGAAGCAAACGAGAAAACGAAUGACAUCGCCACACUCAAAGGAACUCCGCCUCGUCGUCGUCGCCAUCACCACUCUAUUCGGAUCCUUUCCUUCUCUCUCAAGAACCCUCUCUCCCUCUCUCCAUCUCGUCAUUCGAUCACUUGAACCAGAAGAUGCAAGCCCAGCUCGAAUUGGGCCCCGUUCGGGGCAUCGAUGGGUGAAUUCUUGGUGUAAAGAUCGAGGAUUUGGAGCCGGUUCGGUUGGUUCUUUGGUUGGUCUUGUACCCUUUUGGGUUCUUGUUCUUGGGUCGCUGGCUUUUCUGGGCACCUUGUUGUUCCUGGAAUGUGGGGACGCGCCGCGGGCGAUCGAAAUUGAUCGGCUUCGUUUGUUGAAUUGAGUCUUUCGGAGGCGUGCGCGGAGUUUUGAAGCUGGUUUGUGAUUGUGAGGCGACAUGCGAAGGAUUUUUCUGUAGGUUUUUGGACGAUUUUUGGUGGGUGUGGGUGGUUGUUGAUUUUGGGGAGAGAUUGGCUUUUUUUUUUUUUUUUUUUUUUUUGGGUUUUUUGGGCUGUCUAUGAGAUGUCUGGUGGGACGCCAGUUGGUGGUGGAUUCGUGAGGCAGAGGCAUAGCCAGGGCUACUCCUCCGGCGGCGACGACCUCGAGGACGACGCCUGCUCGAGGCCAACGACGCCAGGAUCGGCGCCGGUUCCACGGGGCCGGACGUGGGUCGAGGUGGUGGAGAACGUCCUUUGGAUUGCCUCGGCGAUAUUCAUUGUGUACUUUGGGGAUUGGCAUUCCAAUCUCAUUUACCUCUUGUGGCACGACGGCAGAAUCAGAAGAGUGCCAUUGUACCUCGGGAUGUUCGCUGUUGGUUUGAAUUUACUAAUUUUCCUUUAUACAAGCAUGAUGGCGUGGAGAAUCAAGAGAUUUGAUGAAAAGUGGGAGCUAGCUGGCAUAGCAGCGUUGCCAUAUGUCACCCUACUUGGGCUUGUCGCAUUUUGCUUGCUGUCUUUUGCUUUAUGGCCUGUUUGGAGUUUCUUGACCCUUCCUCUUCUGUUUACCCUUUUUAUGGCUUGCAUGGUGGUUUUGCCGAAUCUUAUGAUUGGGAUGUGCAGACCACAAAAUGGCGAAUUCAGAAUAGAUUAGACAACCUUGAUUGGAUGAAAAAUUGGCUACAGAUGAAGAUUCCAACUUAAAUUUGAAUUGGCAGCACAGUUUGCUAUUGCUCGAACCGAUUCUCCUGGUUCAGUGCAUUUGAAUGCCACAUUUUGGGCAAGAGUUCCUGGAGACAAAUGCUGGUUCCCACUUCAGUCAGCUCGAGCCAUUCCUCAGCUAGUCCUGCCUGAUACACCGCCCUUGGCGCACCACCACUUUCUUGUAUUUACCCAUUCGAGCACAUCAUUAUAGGAAAUUCUUUUGGUGCAGUUGUCACACCAGUGAGAUCAUUUCGGCAAAUAUUCAUGUUUGCAGUUCUUUGAUUGAUCUGUUACUGCAUUUCACCAUCUGAUGUGGCCUCCUCUGGCUGGGAUGUGCGAAGAAAUGUCUGUGCUUACUAUUUAGUGAUCUUUUUGUCGUCCCCGCAUGAGAGCAGCAGCGGCCAGAUCAACAGCUUGCUGAAGUCAUUAGUAUUCAGAUGAACGGUGAAUGAACAGCAGUAGCAGCUGAAUCAGAUAUCUGCUUUACUCAA